Messenger RNA from Colletotrichum destructivum, 450 nucleotides. RefSeq lists its product as uncharacterized. The coding region runs from base 1 to 450 and encodes 149 amino acids. NCBI's taxonomy places the organism in Eukaryota, Fungi, Ascomycota, Sordariomycetes, Glomerellales, Glomerellaceae. The record is from RefSeq and is a predicted model, not a curated record. The transcript has 2 exons.
AUGGAUUUUCUGUGGAUUCAAGGCAACCAGGAGAGCACUGGAUCCUUGACAGGGGUCCAGGACAAGGAAAGAGGGGGUAGACGUCAGCAGCGUGGAUACGAACCCCUUCCGCCCAACCCGUGGAACCUUUGCUUUCAUCACCUACCUACGCUACUCGGUACAUUUUGCUUACCUUGGCAGUUCACUUCUGAAAGCUCCUAUCCUAUUCAAGACCUACGCCGCAGAUACUCGACCGCCUUCUCUCCGCCUCUGAGAAAGCAGCCAUACCCAGCCAGAACGGACACGGCAACGUCUAGUGCGCCCUCCCCCAGUUGCUCGGGAGACACGCCGUUGGAAGUCUUCACCCGUUCCCAGCAGCGCGGUAGCGACCUUAUCCAUUGCCGACAGGCAACGGAACCAGUCAGUAAACCAACCCUCUUGGCGCAAACCAGGCUUUUGGCCAAUACUUAG